AUGUCCGAGUCAAGCUCUCUCCUCCGCCAGGAUUCGGGGGGAACAAGGUCCCUCCAACAUCGCAUUAUGGACAUUUUCCGCAAUGACUCCAGCAGAAGAGCUUCUCCAGGCCCAGAUUCCGGGGACGAGGGACGGAGUGCGUCAGGUCUUGGAAUCAAUGGCAUGAACGAACCCGAUGCAAGAACCCGCCUGCUAGAGUCUUAUCACCAGUCUGACCCAGUAUGUGGUGAAAGGCGCUGUAGCCACGGCACCUUUUCUCCUCGACCCGAGGAGCCAACAGAGGGCCAGAAUCAUGGCCUGGAUGCUGGCCUGCUCUUUGGUGUUAAUGAGAAUGGUGAUCGAGGGGCGACUCCAGGCCAAAGCCGGGCCAGUGCUGGUGAGCCAGAGUCACGUCCAGAUUCCGACUUUACACCGCAAAUGAAAUCGUCGCUGUCGGCAUUGUCUAUGAACGACGAUAGGAAACAGUAUGUUCAGAAGCAUCUAACGUUGAUGAGGCUAGGGUGCCAUUGCGACCGUGGGAUGCGUCCAACCGAGAGCAAACAGCUAACCAUCGAGCACAGAUACAUCUCGUACUACAUCCCAUUCUUCAACUGGAUCAGCCAGUACCAAUGGUCGUUCUUGCGUGGAGAUCUGAUUGCUGCAUUGACAGUGUCGUCGAUCUAUAUUCCUAUGGCGCUGUCACUAGCAUCUAAUCUCGCUCACGCCCCUCCCGUCAAUGGCCUCUACUCUUUUGUGAUUCAUCCCUUCGUAUACGCUAUCCUGGGUAGCUGUCCCCUCUUGGUGAUUGGACCAGAAGCGGCAGGAUCACUUUUGACGGGAGCUAUUGUGAAGGCCAGUAUGCCAAGCAACGGCCCUAAAGAAGAUGACCUUAUGGAAAGCGCCAUCAUUGUCGGGGUCUCCACCGCUAUGGCAGGAUCUAUGAUCCUCAUUGCUGGAAUCACCCGUCUGGGAUUUCUGGACAAUGUCUUGAGUCGGCCAUUCCUUCGUGGCUUUAUCACCGCCAUUGGCUUUGUUAUCUUUGCCGAUCAACUCAUUCCGGAGUUGGGCCUUGCGGACCUUGCUAAGGAGGCUGGUGUCAGCCAUGGUGCGACUGUCGAGAAGUUGACAUUCAUCUUCCGGAACGUCGGUAAAAGUCAUGGACUGACAGCAGCAGUCUCACUCAUCAGCUUUUCCAUCAUUAUGUUCUUCAGAACUUUGAAGAAGUGGAUGAUGCCUCGCUUUCCCCAGGUCAUCUAUUUCCCAGAUCGCUUCAUUGUCGUUGUUUUAUCAGCGGUACUGGCCUACGGCCUGAAAUUGGAGGACAAGGGCCUUCAGCUUCUCGGUCAUACCGAAAUCAGUUCCAGCGAAUUGUUCACCUUCCAUUGGCCAUUCCGCUUCAGCCAUAUGACGCACGUUCGAACCGCGAUGAGUAAAGCUUUCAUCAUCACGUUGCUAGGCUUCUUCGAGUCCUCAGUCGCUGCAAAGGGCCUGGGCGAUGAGAAGCCCGAUGGUAUUCAGGGGAUGCAUAUGAGCGCAAAUCGAGAAAUGGUAGCACUCGGCGUGGCAAAUCUGCUGGGUGGUUGCUUCAUGUCUCUUCCGGCUUUUGGCGGAUACGGUCGUAGCAAGGUCAAUGCUCAGACAGGUGCUCGUACGCCAAUGAGUAGUAUCUUUCUGAGUCUGAUCACACUCUUCGCCAUUCUCGUGCUCUUGCCUUAUCUUUCAUAUCUUCCGAAAGCCGUUUUGUCGUCUAUGAUCUCUGUCGUCGCCUACAGUCUGGUUGAGGAAUGUCCGCAUGAUAUUAUCUUCUUCCUCCGCCUGCGGGGAUGGACAGAGCUCACACUGAUGUUCCUGAUCUUUACCGCUACCAUUUUCUAUUCCCUAGAGCUUGGAAUGGCCCUGGGGAUCGGACUAUCCGUGAUCAUUCUCAUCCGUCACGCUACGCAGCCACGCAUCCAAAUUCUCGGCAAAGUUUCCGGCACGCACACCCGCUUUGACAACGCCGAGCUUCACCGGGAAAACGUGGAACUCAUUGAGGGUGCACUGAUCGUCAAAAUCCCCGAGCCACUCACGUUUGCCAAUACAGGCGAUCUGAAGAAUCGUCUUCGACGAUUGGAACUGUAUGGAUCUAGCCGAACGCAUCCAUCUCGUCCUCGCAUGCGCCGCGAAGAGAACAACAAGAACAUCAUCUUUGACGUACAUGGAGUCACCAGUAUCGAUGGUUCUGGUACACAAGUGCUCUAUGAGAUUGUGAGAGCGUAUACAGAGCAGGGCGUUCGAGUGUUUUUCUGCCGUGUUCCUGCAUCCAGCGUGUUUCAGAUGUUUGAAAGGAGUGGCAUCGUCGAGCAGUGUGGCGGUAUCACACAUUUUGUGCCUCGCGUCGAUGAAGCGUUGCGGUUGGCGGAGGUUGAGGAGCAAAGUGAUAUGUGA
Molecule: messenger RNA, 2406 nt
Organism: Penicillium diatomitis
Lineage: Eukaryota; Fungi; Ascomycota; Eurotiomycetes; Eurotiales; Aspergillaceae
Product: SulP family inorganic anion transporter
Exons: 3
Coding region: 1-2406 (801 amino acids)
Biological process (GO): transmembrane transport
Cellular component (GO): membrane
Molecular function (GO): sulfate transmembrane transporter activity
Source: RefSeq, a predicted model, not a curated record